Molecule: messenger RNA, 354 nt
Organism: Miscanthus lutarioriparius
Lineage: Eukaryota; Viridiplantae; Streptophyta; Magnoliopsida; Poales; Poaceae
Source: the annotation of a GenBank genome assembly
AUGGCCGUGGACCGGGCCGAGGAGGCGGCGGCGGAGCCCAGGAAGCCGGCGGCGCAACCGCCGUCGCCGUGGGACUGCGGGAGCCCGCUGUACGACGCGUUCGAGCUCGCGUCGGUGCACCGCGUCCUCGACACCCACCUGAUGGCGCUGCCGUUCGCGCGGCCUCCGCGGCGUCCGUGCGACGCCGACGACGCCGCGGCGGUCCUGGCGGUGGGCGUGGCGAAGAGGGCGACCGCGCGGAGCCGCCGGCGCAGGCGGAGCGCCGUGGGCGUGGCCAAGGCCGCGACGCGGACGGGCAAAGCGGUGCUGCGCUCCAUCAUCUGCGGGUCGGUGGCCUGUGGCCGGAGGCUGUGA